Molecule: messenger RNA, 732 nt
Organism: Nannospalax galili (Upper Galilee mountains blind mole rat)
Lineage: Eukaryota; Metazoa; Chordata; Mammalia; Rodentia; Spalacidae
Gene: Anapc16
Product: anaphase promoting complex subunit 16
Exons: 4
Coding region: 262-594 (110 amino acids)
Biological process (GO): protein ubiquitination
Cellular component (GO): anaphase-promoting complex; kinetochore; cytosol
Source: RefSeq, a predicted model, not a curated record
GCUCGGACUCCUCCCUCUCCGGCCUGUGACUCCAGUCCGCCCUGUGAAAGCGGCCGUGUCUGUUUGGUUUGGAUUCUCAUCCAUCUGUUUAAGUGGAACACACUGGAAUGAUUUGUUGGUGGAACCCAACGAUUGUCAUAAUUUGCCUUUGUAGUGGGUAGAAGCCGACUAAAACGUCUGGUUUCUUAGGAGACUUAUCUUCAAGGAGGAUCCUUUUUAAAGAAAAUAAGCAUAAGUGAGGAGAGAAUUCUGCUGGAGGGAAUGGCUGCCUCUUCAUCCUCUUCUUCAGCUGGUGGGGUCAGUGGAAGUUCUAUCACAGGAUCUGGUUUCAGUGUCUCGGACCUUGCCCCACCACGGAAAGCGCUUUUCACCUACCCCAAAGGAGCUGGAGAGAUGUUAGAAGAUGGCUCUGAGAGGUUCCUCUGUGAAUCCGUUUUCAGUUAUCAAGUGGCAUCCACACUUAAGCAGGUGAAACACGAUCAGCAAGUUGCUCGAAUGGAAAAACUAGCUGGUUUGGUAGAAGAGCUGGAGGCCGACGAGUGGCGGUUUAAACCCAUUGAGCAGCUGCUGGGGUUCACACCCUCUUCAGGUUGAUGUCCCCUGCAUGGUCACCUCUGGGGCACAGCCACCCAGAGAGUCACAGCUGUACUGUGAGCUGCAAUGUAUGAAUUCACAUCCAUAGUUGAUUACUCUGUUUCUAUCCAUAGACGACAAAUACUCAAGUGUGUAUGA